AAUUGCUAAAUUGGGUCCUAAGGAGUGCUUGCAUGUGGGGGAGUUUUAUCAUGUUAGUAAUCUUGUUUUUCUUUAGUGUAUUCCUCCCAUUACAGGCAGCUGCCUUUCCAUCAAGCUGGAAGACAAGCAGUUUCGCGUGGACCAAGUAGUUCUUCUGACAUCACGAGCCAUGCAUCCAUCUGUCUAUCUUAGCUUUUGACCUUUCUUGGACUGCUGUGGCCCCUGCCUGUGCAGAAUGGACCCUGUUGUUCUGAGUUAUGUGGACAGUUUGCUGAGGCAGUCGGAUGUUUCCUUGCUGGAUCCCCCCAGCUGGCUUAAUGACCACAUCAUUGGGUUUGCUUUUGAGUACUUUGCUAGUGACCAGUUCCAAGACUUUUCCGAACAAGUAUGCUUUGUCAGUCCUGAAGUGGCUCAGUUCAUCAAGUGUGCCACCAGCCAGGAGGAAGUAGCCAUGUUCCUGAAGCCGCUGGGCCUCCCGCACAAGGAGGUUGUGUUCCUGGCCAUCAAUGAUAACUCCAACCAGGCUGCUGGGGGCACCCAUUGGAGCCUCUUGGUUUACUUCCGGGACAAAAACUGCUUUGCCCAUUAUGACUCCCAUAGUAAGAGCAACUCUGCCCAUGCCAAGCUGGUGGCAGGGAAGCUGGAGGCAUUUCUGGGAAAAAGAGGAGGCAAAGUGGCCUUCGUAGAGGAGAAGGCCCCUGCCCAGCAGAACAGCUAUGACUGCGGAAUGUAUGUGAUCUGUAACACAGAGGCUCUGUGUCAGGGAUACUUUAGGGGACAGCAGGAGCCAGUACUGCAGCUCCUCACUCCUUCUUAUAUCACACGGAAGAGGGCAGAAUGGAAAUCUCUCAUUGCCAAACUUGCACGCAAAUGACUUAAAUGUAAUUGUCCCUGCUUUCAACAACUACCUUUCCAGUCCUCUAGUCUCCACCCCAGUGCCUGAGGGAGAUAUCUGUGUACAGAAUUUCUCUGCAGAAAGAAUGUGACCCCUCCAGCAUGGCUACACCCUGCACUACCCCAACUGAAAAGCCUUAGUCUGCUCUACAACCCACUAGCCUUCAGACUUACGUACUGGUAACAUCACGUUUUGCAUUCAGCAGAACCUUCUGAAAGGCAGUUUUAUUACUUCAAGCACUUUUCUGGCUAUCUCAGACUAGGUUGGUGAAGAUUCCUCUCACCCCCACAGUAAGCAAUGUGCCCUCACUAUGUGAUUUUUAAUUUUCUAUGGACAUUGCUAGUCUAAAUCUAAUCCAGUUCAGUGAUGUCCAUCAUACAUACAUGAGUCCUUUUAAAAUUAGGCCCUCUCUGAUUUGUCCCUGCCUUUAAUUGUGUUUCCAAGUUAUAGGAUUUAGUAGUCUAGCUACACAACUCUGCCCCAAAAUUUGGUUUUGGGAUAUCUAUAUCUUGUGAUCUGAGAAUGCAAAAUCAAAAGUAAAGGUGAGGAUCAUUUAAAGGUGCCUCAAAAGGUAAGAAGAAGAAAAGUGAUUUUUGCUCGCUUUUGCUGCUUUAAGGAUGUAUAACAAAGGCCUGAAUUUUUUUUGUUUUUUUUAUUGGAAAUACACAUUUUUUGUACCCGGGAUAAUUGAACCACUGGAAAGCUAGUAGAAGAGUGACAAAACAAGUACUAAGAAAGUGAAACCUGAUUGAGGUGGAAAGUGUUUUAAACAGUGAAUAAAGGUUAUUUUCAUCAACACAUACUUAGUACAAAUAUCCUACAAAAAGUUGGGGGGGGAAAAGCCUUCGAUUCCACACCUCUACCCCUCCAGUCAAGUUUUAAGACAACUUGGAAUACACAUGAAACUGCCAACAACUUCUCUCUCAAAAUCCCCAAAAAACAGACUUUACGUUCCUGAUAUUUCUAAUGGAAAAAAUGAGAAUGAAAAAAGCCUUUGACCCUCUCAUACAUAAUAAAAAGCAGUACCGGGGGAGAGUGUAGUAUCUGAUUUUUAUUUUUUUUAGAGGUGCUGAUAUCAAUGGAAGCUGCAGCUCUUCUGAAAAAUCAAGCUGUUAGUCCUUGGUAUACUUGUCUAUCAUACCAAAUAUAAAUGGCUAAUUCAAAAUAGAAAAGCUUUUGCUGCAGCACUGGAUUACAUCUGGGAUCUAAGAAAGUAGGGCCCAUUGUCAGAAGAAGGGGAUGUUGAUUGAAGAGUGAGCUGUCAGUGUAAAAUGAAGUAAUAUGAAUAUGUAACCGACAGCCUCACUGGGGACAAUGAGCCAGAUCCUUAACCUAUGUAAAACAGCAUAGCUCCAUUGAUUUCAACAGCACAACCCUGAUUCAUACCAAAUGAGCAUCUGGCCCAAUGAAUUCUUCCAAAAUGCCCAGUCAAAUAAACAAGUGAUUAUGGGAUUGGGAGGAGGGGAGUUAAAGAUCAUUACAUUAUGAUCCUUGUUAGACUUUCCAAUGCUGACAGACUGGAGGGUUUGCCUCUGGCUCUCUGCUUUCUCUUUAUCUUCUUGAAUACAUGGGAAAAGUCAGUUCCACUGACCUGUGUCUAAAAUCCCUGGAACUGUCUGACAAAAUAGGGUUGUUGAGUCACUUUAUGCUAAGUGCAUUGCCUAGCUGAACAACAUUCUGUACUGCUUGGACAGCCUGCCAAAGUGGGUCAGAGGCAGGACAGUGGGUUGGUCACUCUAAGGUACUGUAAUUUGCUUGUUUUUCUCCCCAUUCCCUAUUUGUUGCCCCUGCUGCUACCAA
Molecule: messenger RNA, 2695 nt
Organism: Terrapene triunguis (Three-toed box turtle)
Lineage: Eukaryota; Metazoa; Chordata; Testudines; Emydidae
Gene: SENP8
Product: SUMO peptidase family member, NEDD8 specific
Exons: 2
Coding region: 236-874 (212 amino acids)
Biological process (GO): proteolysis
Molecular function (GO): cysteine-type peptidase activity; deNEDDylase activity
Source: RefSeq, a predicted model, not a curated record